This is a messenger RNA of Amoebophrya sp. A120, 8025 nucleotides long. Lineage: Eukaryota; Dinophyceae; Syndiniales; Amoebophryaceae. The record is from the annotation of a GenBank genome assembly.
AUGUGCCCGCUUGUGCAAUUAUACGCCCUGCUGUUGUGUUUCACUUGCUGCCUGGCCUGGCGGAUCCGGGCAAACAAGGUAAAGCAAUGGGAUAAAGACCUACGGAAGUGGCAAUUCGAUUUCAACCAGGCGCUUGCCCCGUUCGGCCUGUUCGCGAAGACCCAAACCUUCGCCUGGAUGACACUUUACACAGACGGCGACGGCCAGUUGCAAAGGGGACGGAUUACCAGGCGCUGGAUUGCAUUGGCCUUAACCCCGGAGCAGAGUCAGAGGCUGGCAAUGGAGCCGCACAUCAGUGGGGACGUGGCAAUUGGCACCUGGUGUAGCGGGUUGAAUGAAUUGGAGCUCUGUAUGCACCCGCCACAGGGGAUGUAUUGCUGAGCUCGUCAAUAGAAUUUUUUGCGUCAGCCCCUUCAGAGAAUAUCCGGGCGGGAAGAUUUAUCAUGUAUGAUUUGUUUACUGCCUCGCUAUCGCUUUCGAGCCCUCCUCGUCGAGCGGUCAAUCAAAAUUUUCAAAAUCAUAACUAUGUUGGGCAAAAUUCAAUAGCGGGUAGGUGCCCGUGCCACUACAAGUAUAGAAUUUAGAACGAAGAACAGUUGUUGUACAGAUGUGGAGGAUGACGUGUACAGCAUUGGAUGUGGGUUUCUUGGUACAACCAUCGACGUCUGCUACUAAGUACGACGUAGUUGUGCGUAUGCCUUCUAUGUGGAAAAAGAGGCUAGCAGAGCCAUCUACGAUAGCAAGGAGAUUUUCGAGAACUUGUGAAACUCCCAGUCUUUUGUGCAUGAAGAUUGUUCUAGUUCCGCACGACCCAGCGGAUCAUGUUGCUUGCUCCAAAGGCACCAGUUGGCAGCUCGACAGGAGUUAGUAUGAUGAAGAUGAUCUUUCCGAUACACGUCGAUCAAGAUCACUUUAUUUCUCGCAGAUCGACGAUGAGCUCAAGCCGAUGACAUCAUUAGCUCGACGAACGUUUCUUUGAGGAAGAAAGGAUGACUAUCUAUCAACGAAGCGGGAGGACACAUGAUCUUAAAAAUCUGUGGCGCUACAAAACUCCUUAACAAGACAGUGCCGGUAGUUGACCCGACUUCAUAAGUGUUUUUUGGUCGAGAGAGAGGGAAAUUGCAGUAUUUUUUUCGCCAAGUAAGAACUACUUUAAGCCUAAGCAAGCCGAAACUCUACGUCCUGCUCCUGUCCAUCUUUUCAGGCACAUCUUAUUCGCUGUAGAAGUAACUUGUCCAAUAUGCCCAACAUGACCAGGACGAUGGUGCCCGAGGACGCACGCCGCGAGCAGGAGGCGGCAAAUGCCGGGAAAAAGAUCAAGGAAAGCUACAACGGGGACGGGUACUAGGACGACUUUGCUUUUUGCUACGGCUACAUAUUUAUGCAAUACAAAUUUAGCCAUAGCCUCUAUGACUGGACGUACAAAAUGCAUGAUACAACUGAACUGAAAAAAAUAAAUGAUUUCCAACUACCGUUCAUAAUCAAAUUCAACCCAGCACGACCGUGUCCGGCGAAUACCACGUGCCUGAUGACGAAAAAACCGGCAGCGGUGGUUAUUCCAUCUCUCCGAACACGUAUCCGAUUCUGGUCCAGCCGCCCAUUAUUGCGGUCCAGCAGACUAUCCCGACGGCGCCCAUCCCCCGCCCGAAAAUUCAUGGAAAAGAGGACGACGUCUGCUGUGCUUGCGUGGAUCACUGCACGGCAGUCCCUUCGACCGAGACGCGGGAUAUAAGCACCAACAGCAUUUUGCGCAUCAAUUUUACCUACUGGGACCGGCACUGGUGCACCUGCGGCCCGCACCCGGGCGUCGCGGAGCAGGAUCAGCGCUGCCCGGAGGAGGUCAUUCAAGCGGCGAUUGUGAACUGCGGGGGGAAGCCGGUGAUCGAGUUGAAAGGGAACGCUGGAAACCACAACCAGCCCGGACGGCUGAUUGACGUGCGAAAGGAGUUGUCGCAGAUUUGGCACGCCUUUUUGGGACCCGAAGGGAAUCUGUACCGCCAUGUGCAGCAGAAGCAUUUGGACACCGGCACGGUCUGCAUGUUCCCGAUUGUCUUUCUCUACACACUCCUGCUGGUUCUCACCUGCGGCUUGUGUUGCCAGUCGUGCAAGAUUAAAAACAAACGGGUAAAAGCGUGGGAUCAGGACUUACGGAAGUGGCAGCUGGAAUUCAAUAAAGCCAUUUCCCCCUUUGGGCUCUUCGUGAAGACCCAAACCCACUGCUGGGUGACCAUCUCCUAUGACGGUGAUGGCCGGCCGCAGAAAAACCGCCAUUUUCGCCGUUGGAUCGCGUUGGCGUUGACCCCGGAGCAGAGCGCGCUGCUGGCGGGGGAACCCCACAUCAGCGGGGACGUAGAGGUGGAUUUGUGUUGCGGUGGGGUCAACGAACUAGCGCUGAGUAUGCACCCGCCCAAUGGAAUGCUGUUCUGAGUUCUCCUUUGGGGAUGGGGAGUGAAUAAAGCCGAAAAAUAACAAGAAUACCGGAAUGCAGUAUGAAAAUGAAUAAAAUUGAGCAGAAGUGCAUAAGCAUGAUAGGCACAUACUACGAUUAGAAUAGUACGCGUUGCCAUGAUACAUCAUAGCCAUCUCGUUUUUUCUUGUGGAAAAUGAACUACCGUGGACAAUUUUUUGGCAUUGAAUACAAACAGGGAUCGAUACAUAUAAUUUCUUUUCCGCAGACAACUCUACUGUUGCGAGCAGUUUUCUGGUUUUCUUCGAAAACAUCGCUUCUAGUCUGUGCGAACCAUUUAGAUAUUCGCACUCGUUCUCACUUGAUAGCUCUACCUUUUCUUGUUGUAUGAAUGAAUUGCGCAGAUGAACACAAGCUACACACAAAAACCACAAUAACAAUAUAAAUAGAAGCCGCACUCCAAUUGUUUCGCAAGGCACAUAAUUCUUUCGUUUCUCUUUAAUGUCGUCAACAAGUAAUUCUGCUUUUGUACUUGGAUUUGUUUCACUUACUUUUGGGAAUUUCUGUGCCUGAGGAGACGUUUUUUCAGGUUGCAUGAUCCCGAAAUUGUACGAAAAGAAGCAGACGCAAAGCGCACUGGUUGAUGUUGAAUCAAGAAAAGCUGCGAAUGACAAUGAACAAAAGGAAAAGUGCUACGGUUAUUUCACCUUGGUUUCGCUGCAGAGAUGAGAAGCAACAUUUGUCCGCUUUCGUUUGAUCCUGAAGCCAAGAACAAGCUGCUCGAGGAUAAUGCAGAUCGGGAACAAGCCUGAGGCAAGUCCAUAGACAGAUGAAGAUACUACACCUCGUAGAACAUAACGACGACGAGCAAAAGAUCAAAGACGAGCCACAACGUGAAAAAGGUCUAGUAGGAUGGUAUAUUGUGACAGUUACUGGCAAGUAAGAAGCCCGUUCGUUGCGAGCCGCCUUUUGUCCACUACCACUUAUCGUGUAUCGCAGUCGUGUGUUGCAAAAACAAAAAAAGAUCUACGUAGCCUCUAGUAGUGGCAUAUUGUCGUGACGGUGAAGAUGAAGAUCUAGUGUUAAUGUAUAACUCGUCAUCAAAAAGAACAAGGAGAACAACAGCAACAAGGUCAACCGAUUUCUAUAAGAACUUCUGGUAGUUCGGUGACACAAAAACAAUCGAACGCACAUAUUUGGCGCUCAAUUCAUUGUCGUGUCAUCUGGUCGACGCGUCCUCUCCUGUCGUCGUGAACAUUGAAGACUACAGCGGAGCCUCUGGUGUUUUGACGUACUAGAUAAACUUAUAUUUACGGCGUCGUCUUCGUUGUAAGAACUUUUAGAAAAUCGUAAUUCUGUUGUAGUUUCAUCGCGAAGUAAGUGUAUAGUGUAAAGUUCAAGUAAGAGGUAAACGCAAAAAUCGCCAAUAUUUCAUAUUGCACGCCUAUUUUUGUUCUUUCAGAAAAGUUUUAAUCGUCCUCUGAUAGUUCUCCUCAGUGUAAAGACAAAGACAACGUCUACUGCUCCUCGAGCAAAAAAAAAUCACCUGAAGGCGGGACAGCCACUUCUACUACGUGAUAUAAAAAUCGUCCCUGGCACGAUCUACAAUUUUCGAUUUCGAAUCUUCUUGUUCCAAACAAAAAAUGCCACGCGUUUUCGGCGCUUCUUUCAUGGGACCGCGGGGCAACGGUGGAAAGCGGCGUCACCACCGACGGGGCGGCGGUGUGGGAAAUCGAAUUCGCACGACGAGAAAUUUGUCGCCCGACGAAAAUUUGCUGUCGGGGUGGUUUGGCAUGUUGUUGCGUCACGGAGAAGACGCCGGGGAACCAGGUGGGGGGGACAAACACAUUUUGGGAACGCCGCUUGAUUUGCAUUGCAACAGCAUCGCGCUAAUAUAUAUAAAUUGCAUUACAAGCUUCUGACUUAGCAUUGCAAAUUGUUUUGGUAAUGCGGAUGCGUGAACAAGAAAAAGAUUUGCUAUGCAUGUAAAGCAAUUAGUAUAAGUACGAGUGCGAUGCUUUUGCGCUACAUACUGGAGGAACUGCGGCAAUUCGCUCCGUCCGGGUUCGUGCCGUGGGAAAAGUUUCUCUAUCACAGUGACAAAAGUCCUUGGCUCGGUGCCAGAGCGACGCACUAUAAUGCGCAUGGUGCGCUAGCCGUGCUUGAUGUUGAUUUAUUUUUUUAGCCUUCCUCAUCCUCGUCUACACUUCUGACGGAGAUUCUGUAGUCGUAGAUUGUAAUUGGUAUGUCAGGGCGAACAUGCGCGCCCAUGAUUGUGUUAUCUUGUCUUCCAGAUACAGAGCGGAGGACUGUUUUCAAUGUGAUAGUGUUAUGCCUGCUUUCCUGAAGAAACACCCGAUCCACAACGAUGCCGGCGAGCGGAGACCGUGCAGCAUCAAGGCGCUGUGCAAGUACAGCAUCAAUGGUAACGAAGUAGAGCUUGGUCUGCCAGGUCUGCAAUUCUUGCGUCAUUUUGCUGCGUCUAUUCAGGAGCGACCUCGUAGGGUCAUAAUCAUGUGUGGUAAUGCACUUCCUCCGGAUGGUGCGGCUCGCGAUGGCUUGAUAGUGGCAACUAAAAAAUGAAUAGAAAAACAAAAUUCAAAAAAGGUGAUGGGGAGCACCGCUUCGAGUAUUUCAAGAGCAAAAACCCGGGAACGAAGCUGCAGCACUACGUGCGAGCCAUAUGGUCGGCAAAAGUAUCGGGCACAUGCGCAUGCAGAAAAAUUCAGUGCGGUUUUUCUCCUUGCAUGAACAGAAUUACACUGGGAUAUUUGUAUUUCAGGACAUGGACAGCAUUCAUAGAACCACCAAAGUGACAAUUGCAGUGUUUCUUGCAUUGUGAUUGUUUUGCAUCCGAUCGGUGCUUUUGCGCUGCAUAAACCAGGACCAACAAUGAUUGGGCGGUAUUGCAGCUGGAGGAGCCCGAGGAGGAGUACUGGGAAGGAAAAUACAAGUAAGUAAGGAUGUAUUUCUAGUAGUGUUCAUGUUCUUUUGUGUAGUGGGGGCUCGUGGCUAAUUCCGCAAUGCUGAGUCCUCUCAUCUCGGUACAGCCUCUAGUCUAGACUCGAAAAAAGAUCUAUCCUCCGCUUGUGGUCUUAGGCAAUAAAAAUAAAAUUUGAAAAUUUUGCGGUUUUGAGUCUGUCAUAAAAAUGAAAUUUUGGAAUUUCGCGGUUUUGAAUCAGUCAUAAAAAUAAAAUUUUGGAAUUUCGCGGAUUUCUGCUGCCUUCUUUCUUUUUGAUGCAUUGUCUUGCUGACCGCUUGCCUGUGCUUGUGCAUGAUUCGGCAAGAUACUCUUGUUGCCCGCUUUUUCUACUUCUGCCUUACCAAUAAAAAUGAAAUUUUGAAUUUUCGCGGAUGCUUUCCCUUUCUUGCCCUCAAGACCCGACCCGUAUUCUAUCUUCACUUUCAUAUACAGAUACAAAACACUAACAUUCACGACAGAGAGUUGAAGAUGCAGAAGCACGAAGAUCAGCAGCUCGGCUCCAACAACAAUGACGGUGGUCCGGAUGCUGGAAGCGGCUCGGGCGGUAACGGUGAGGGGGAUGAUGAUGGCGGGGACCACAACAAUGAUCCGAAUCACGAAGGCUCCAUGGACGACGAGGACCACGAUGGUAUGGUCGACCCAGAUCAGUUUGUGCACAACGAUCGCGACGACUCGCCCACCUUGGAUCACGAUGGCAAGAUGAACCGCCUGGCGGGCAGUGAGGGUCAUGGCCGCGAAGUUGUGGAUCAUUAUUCACCCUCGCACAACCCCUUUGCCAGGCAGAAUAACAGUGUCCCCAUGGGUCACGGUAACGUCAACAUGUCGGGUUCGUCUUCUCGCGGUCGUGCAAAUCGAAGCCGAGAUCAGGGACGCCAGCAGCCCCAGCGGACCAACUUGUAUUUUGUUUUUGAUUUUCAUUUUUAUAUUUUUUUCGGAUUUUUUUGAUGCAUUCGCUUUGUUCGCCGUCGUGUAGAAGUGCAGUGGUUGAGGAUAAGAACGGAGUCGUCUUACGGCUGUGUCUCGCGAUUUGGAAAAAUAAAAAUGAAACGAUCAAUCCGCAGCUUCAUCGACCAUCCCGUGACGAAAGCGACUGGUGCGAACGAAACACCGCUAGGGCCAAAGCGAUUCUAAUCCGAAGAGCAAUCGUUUUGGGAGUGAAACAAGGCUCAGUCAAUGGAUACUACUCACCGUUUUUACGUUACGGCUAGGGGAGGUUACGCGGGUAACCACAGCAAUUCUACAGUCGUUGUACCUUCCAGCAAAGGUCCUUGCUAUCCAGAAGUUUUUGUAAAUGCGGUCCUAGAAUAAUGAAAAACAUCAAUUUUGAUAAUUUCAUCAGAAAGUACACUUAUGAUAUGUCACUCUUUCGAAACGCACGACAGCUAUCCAAAUUUUACGCACGAGUACUCAAACCCAUUCAUUUCCACUUUUUGUUUUUACAUGAACUACGACUGAAGAAAAAAACGAAACAAGUUCCUUCUUCAGAACAGCCUGUUGGGAAAUGACGCCGGCAGCAUAAAACCUACCUACGCUUGCGUCCGGGUCCCCGUCUGUUUCUGUUGUUUAGCCCUUAAAUGCCGCCGGCUCCCGCUGCUCUAUUUUCCUUGAUGUCGGUUUUCAUCGCCUGUGUAUGUUGCGCAAGAGAAAAAAAUCGAAUUAUUGCGAUGCUCAAUUACUAAUUGUUACUGUCCCGAAACUACAUAGUGCGUCCUUCUGCAAAAUGUACCCCCAAAUUGCCCUGACUCCGCUUGUCUCGGUUAUGGCUUCUUUUCUGUUUUGAGUCACACCCUCGGUCGCUUUGGUUUUGAUUUGUCAUUCUUUUAGCUCUGAAUCAAUUCGCUUUUAUAUCAAAAUGGUCUCUUCCUCGUCUACGUCUGUGAUGCGCAGCUGCAUGCAGCUGCACCUGCAGCUAUUUGCCUCAUCGUGUGCCUGUUUUCGUUUCGUCCUUUUGCUCAAGGUUUUGCUGCUUCUCGCAGUUUAUCCAGCACUCGGUGCAAGCCCGACGCAGGCGCCGAGAACAAGCUCCUACAUGCUGCGCGACCUGCACAUGAAGCAUUGGCGAUGGUACCAAAAUUUGAAGGACAUGCUCCAGGAAUUGGGAAACCCGGAAGCCUCGUCUGAGAAACGGUAUACUUUUCCGGACGAUGUGGCGUUUUCGUCAACGUCAGUGCCAUCUUCUGUUCCCACAGAAGCGGCGUCAGGUACUACAAGAACUGCCGUCGAGGUUGCACCGGAUGGCGAGAACACCCCAGGAGCGUCCUCUUCACUACAGACUUCUGGCACCACCACGCUAAACGUCGACCCACGCGUUCUCGAACUUGUUGACACGCAGCAAAAAAGGACGGCUUUAAGAAACCCUAGUACGGUGGGGGGCCACCACCAAAUCUUCACUCAGCCCUUCACCCAACGUCCACCCCUUUACGACAAGCAAGGCAGGAUACCCCGCCCCCUGACUGGGCUCCCCGGCUCCGCCCGACACGCGUGGGAAGAAGAGCGACAAAUUUGGGGGGAGCUUUCCCGGGUCGAGAUCGUGGAGCUGCCAGAGGAGUGCUACGCGGAAAAUUCGCCGGAACACCCGUCUUUCUUUCUGUUCUACGGGUCGGCGAGGCGGGAAUCCGUGCAGGGGGGGACGUUU